AUGGACGAAGAUGAAGAGAGAAGACUUACCGGACGACAAUCCACGCGACAACUCUGGGUGCUGAAAAAUGGAAGCGGAAUUUGGUUGAAGGUGCUGAAAAAAAGGAUCCUCGAGAGCUUGAUUGAAGGUUUUGGCGUUGCCGUUUUAAGCGUGGCUUGCUUGCGUUUUGGUUGUGACUGUUUCUGCAACGCGUUUUCCGUUCCGUUUCCCGUCAUUUUGAACCGCUUUGGUUUUUGGUUGCAGCUAGUGUCUUGGGUUGUGUUCGUUGCUGCUGUUGUUUCUGCUAUGACUCUCUCUCAUUUUCCAAUUUCCUUUUUAUUACUUUGCCUUGUUUGGAUAUGUGGAUUAUUACUUGGAUUGUAAUGGAUUUUGGUUAUGUAAAAUCUGGAUAUGGAAUUUGGAUUAUGUAAAUGGAUUAUUGUUUGUAUU
Lathyrus oleraceus (garden pea) is the source of this 429-nucleotide messenger RNA. RefSeq lists its product as uncharacterized. The transcript is spliced from 3 exons. Lineage: Eukaryota; Viridiplantae; Streptophyta; Magnoliopsida; Fabales; Fabaceae. The record is from RefSeq and is a predicted model, not a curated record. Bases 1 to 363 code for a protein of 120 amino acids.